Molecule: messenger RNA, 780 nt
Organism: Saccoglossus kowalevskii
Lineage: Eukaryota; Metazoa; Hemichordata; Enteropneusta; Harrimaniidae
Product: tctex1 domain-containing protein 1-B-like
Source: RefSeq, a predicted model, not a curated record
AUGGAUAAACCACUACAGCAAGACGACAAACAACAACCACCUGUUACUAGGAGUAAGAGCGCUUCUGCGACGAAAACUUUCACUAAAACGAAAGAUGUCCCGGUAGUGAAAGUAAUUUCCUCCAAUGUUAGACUUAUCACGGCGCCUAAAAAACAAAACUCUAUCGCGAGUGGAAGCUCGGAAUCUUUGCAAAGCAGUGGUAGCACGCCGGUUCGUCUUCCGCGGGUAGUAAAGUCUCACGCCCCGUUGACUAGGAAGCAAUCAAGCCUGUCUAUUGAGGGGUCAUCGGACAGUGAGUCCGCUGUAGUUGGCAGUCAGAGAUUGUCUCAGAAAGGGUCGUCAUGGAUACGCACUAUCGGAAGACGCAAACCUGGAAGCGCGAUGAGAACAUCGACUACGCGCUUGAAACCUUCGCUUAUCUGCUACGAGAAUACCUUUAAAACGGAACCAGACGAGGAAAUCGUGUUUGACUCAUGUAAAGUUCGAAAAGUUCUCGAGGAAACACUUGCGCACUACCUGCACGAUAAAACAUACGACGCGUCCGGCUCCAAAGUCAUGUCAACCAAAAUAAGCGAAUUAAUAAAGCACCGCGUCAAGGACAUGGGGUAUAAUCGGUAUAAAAUCGUGGUGAACGUAUUCAUCGGCGAGUUGAAAGGUCAAGCAUUCCAGUUAGUGAGUCGUAGUAUUUGGAAUUCCAACACGGACUCAUUUUCCAGUGCGAGUUAUAGAAACAAGAAUUUGUUUUCUGUGGCGUUGGUGUAUGGAGUGUAUUUUGAAUGA